Molecule: messenger RNA, 1671 nt
Organism: Cuscuta campestris
Lineage: Eukaryota; Viridiplantae; Streptophyta; Magnoliopsida; Solanales; Convolvulaceae
Source: the annotation of a GenBank genome assembly
GAGAAAGUUUAUACGGAGUAUAUAGGAGUAUUAUUUCUUUCUUUUUCCAAACCAUGUUACCCCGGAGUAUUUUUUUUUGCUUUGAUCAUCGAAGCUAUCGACGGUUGAAAUUGUGAGGCAGAUGUUUAAACAAAAGUAGAUCCUCCCUAAAUAUUUGUCUGUCAUUUCUCAAUGUCUCGACUCGAUCAGAUGUUUUUCCUCUUCUUUUCAUACGUUGAUUUGGCUAAGGAAAAAAGGGGUUCCAGUUUUCUUGAAUUACAAUUGAUUGUGGGUUUUCUUUAUUGUUGUUAUCUUUAAACUUUUAAAAGUAUUCCAAUUGGGUAUUUUUAUUUUGGGGCGUUUACUCUGAUGGCACCAUUGAGAGGGUUGAAGAAGAGGAGAAAGGUGGAGAAGAAAAGGGAAGAUGAGGAGGAGGUUAUAGCUGCAAGGGAUGGCUCUACUGAUUGGUGGGCUUUAUUGUCCAAAAGGGUUUCUGGUAGCGUUUCGCCCUCAAAGGGCAUGGACAACUUCCAAUCUAUGUUCAAGAUGUCAAGAAAGACAUUUGAGUACAUAUGCUCACUGGUGAAGGAUCAGAUGAUGCUAAAGUCUGCAAGUCAUCUCUUCACAAAUGGGAAGCCAAUGUCUUUACACGAACAAGUCGCUUUGGCCGUGCGAAGGCUAUGCUCGGGCAAUUCCUUGAUAGUGGUCGGGGAAUCGUUUGGUGCGCACCACUCCACCGUGUCUCAAGUGACGUGGCGCUUCGUGGAGGCCAUAGAGGAAGUCGGGGCCCACCAUCUCCGGUGGCCUUCUUCCGAACCGGAGAUGGACAGAGUAAAAUCAAAGUUCGAACAAAUGCGAGGACUUCCGAAUUGUUGCGGCGCGAUUGACACCACACACGUCACGAUGUUGGUGUCGUCGUCCGAACGGACUGCUGACGUCUGGCUUGACGAGAUGGGGAACCACAGUAUGAUCCUCCAAGCGAUCGUCGACCCCGAAAUGAGAUUCCGUGAUAUCGUAACCGGUUUGCCGGGAAAGAUGGACAACGCGUCGGUGCUACAAACGUCGACGUUCUUCAAACUCUGCAAGAAGGGCAAGCGGUUGAGCGGAAAGAAAGUGAAGCUUUUCGGAGAAGCGGAAAUGGGGGAAUAUAUAGUCGGCAAUUCGGGCUUUCCCCUUUGCCCAUGGAUCAUGACUCCGUACCAAGGGAAAGAGCUUUCGGGACCCAAAGCCGAGUUCAACAAGAAACUUUAUGCAACUCGGGUUGUUGCCCGAAGAGCGCUCGCGAGGCUGAAAGGUGUGUGGAAAAUGAUUCAAGGCAACAUGUGGAGACCAGACAAACACAAGUUGCCAAGGUUUAUACUUGUUUGCUGCAUUCUCCAUAAUAUCAUCAUUGACAUGGAAGACGAGGUUUCGGAUGAUGAGAUACCUCUUCCCCGCCAUCACGACCGUGGGUAUCCGAAACAGGUUUCUGAAUCCGUCGAUGAAACCAGUUCCGUCAUGAGGGAUCAUAUGUCCAUAUAUUUGUAUGGAAAGAAGUUGCAUUCUUGAAUUGGCAAGAAGAAGAAUCAUGAGCAGCAUUUGCCAAGAUGUCCUUUGUAGUCUGGUUUUGUCCCUUUUUUUUAGCUUUGGAUGUUUGUUUGUUGCCUUAAAAUUCCCUACAUUUCCAAACUCCAAUAAAAACUGUCAUUGUUU